Molecule: messenger RNA, 3834 nt
Organism: Loxodonta africana (African savanna elephant)
Lineage: Eukaryota; Metazoa; Chordata; Mammalia; Proboscidea; Elephantidae
Gene: CR1
Product: complement C3b/C4b receptor 1 (Knops blood group)
Exons: 23
Coding region: 58-3549 (1163 amino acids)
Source: RefSeq, a predicted model, not a curated record
UUCUCUCAGCUGCGCUUUCCCCUUCUAUCUUCUCUGACUUCGCAGUCUGGCUUCUAGAUGUGUUUGGGGAGGAUGGGUGCUUCUUCUCCGAGGAGCCUGGAACCUCUCGGGCCGCCAGUCCUCUAUCUCUCCUGCUCGCGAGGAGCCCUCCUGGCGGUCCUGGUGCUGCUCGCGCUGCCGGUGGCCUGGGGUCAAUGCAAGACCCCAGAAUGGUUUCCGUUUGCUAAGCCUGUAAACCUGACUGAUGAGCCUGAGUUUCCCAUUGGGACAUAUUUGAAGUAUGAAUGCUACCCUGGAUACUACAGGAGGCCGUUGCCGCCACUCAUUUGCUUAGGAAACUCGACCUGGUCAAGCAUAGAAAACGUCUGUAAACGUAAAUCAUGUAGACCUCCUCCAGAUCCAGUUAAUGGCAUCGUGCAUGUGAACACAGGCAUCCAGUUUGGAUCAACUGUUAAUUAUUCUUGUAAUGAUGGGUUCCGACUCAUUGGUCACUCCUCUAAUACAUGUAUCGUCUCAGGCCACACUGUCCUGUGGGAGAAGGAGGCACCUAUUUGUGAGCGCAUUCCCUGUGGGCCACCCCCAGCCAUUGCCAAUGGACACUUCUAUAGCAAUGGGAGAGAAUAUUUUCAGUAUGGAAUGGUGGUGACCUACCGCUGUAAUUCUGAAAAAAUUGGGAAGAAGCAGUUUAACCUUGUUGGCGAGGCAUCGAUACACUGUACCAGCAAAGAUAAUCGAGUUGGCAUCUGGAGCGGCCCUCCACCUCAGUGUAUUCCACCCCCUAAUACGUGCACACCUCCAAAUGUCGAAAAUGGAGUAAUGGUAUCUAGGGGUAAAAACUUGUAUGACUUAUAUGAGUCUGUGAAGUUCAAAUGUAAGCCUGGCUUUGUAAUGGAAGGACCCGACAGUAUGCACUGCGAGGCCCAAAACAAAUGGGCACCGCGGUUACCAAGCUGUUCCAGGGUGUGUCAGCCACCUCCAGAAAUCCCGCAUGGUAAGCAUACCCCAAGUGACAAGGCCACCUUUUCCUCUGGGGAGGAUGUCUUCUACAGCUGUGAGCCUGGCUAUGAUCUCAGAGGAGCUGCUUCGCUGCGCUGUACACCCCAGGGAGACUGGAGCCCUGCAGCCCCCAGAUGUGAAGUGAAAUCAUGUGAUGACAUCCUGGACCAACUCCCUAAUGGCCGUGUACUCUCUCCCCAUGGUCGACAGCUUGGGGCACAAGUGUCCUUCGUUUGUGAUGAGGGGUUCCUUUUAAAGGGCAGCUCUGUUAGCUAUUGUGUCUUGGUCGGAAUAAAAGGCCUUUGGAAUAACAGCAUUCCUCUGUGUGAACAAAUCUUUUGUCCAAAUCCUCCGGCUAUCCUUAAUGGGAAACACACAGGAAGUCGUCUGGGAAACAUUCCCUACGGAAAAGAAAUAUCUUACAUAUGUGACCACAACCCAGACAGAGGGAUGACCUACAGCCUCAUUGGAGAGAGCACUAUCCGCUGCACAAGUGACAACCGAGGGAACGGGAUUUGGAGCAGCCCUCCCCCUCGCUGUGAACUUUCUGGACCUACUGGUCACUGUCAAACCCCAAAACAAUUCCCAUUUGCCAAGCCUACAACUCCGAUUGAUGAGUCUGAGUUUCCAAUUGGGACAUAUUUGGAUUACAAAUGCCUCCCUGGGUACUCUGGGAGCUUGUUCUCUAUCACCUGCCUAGAAAACUUGGCCUGGUCAAGUGCUGAAGAUGCCUGUAAAAGAAAAUCAUGUGGAUAUCCUCCAAAACCCUCCAAUGGAAUGGUGCUUAUAAACACAGACAUCCAGUUUGGAUCAACUAUUAAUUAUUCUUGUAAUGAAGGGUAUCAACUCAUUGGUUCCUCGUCUGCUGCUUGUCUUCUCGUCUCAGGCAAUGAUGUCAUGUGGGAUAAGGAGGCACCUAUUUGUGAGAGCAUAUCUUGUGAGCCGCCUGCAACCAUAGCGCAUGGAUACUUCAACAGCAGCAAUAGAAAACUUUUUCAGUAUGGAACAGUUGUAACUUACUAUUGUCACACUGGGCCAUCUGGAGAAAAGCUGUUUGACCUGGUGGGAGAAACAUCAAUAUACUGUACCAGCAAGGAUGAUCAACUUGGAGUUUGGAGCGGCCCCCCUCCUCGGUGUAUUCCUAACGAAUGCACAGCUCCAGAAGUUGAAAAUGGAAUUCAAGAAUCAGGCAAUAGGAGGUUUUUUUCCUUAAAUGAGAUUGUGAGGUUUAGAUGUCAGCCCGGCUUUGUCAUGAGUGGGUCCAGGAGUGUGCAAUGCCAGGCCAACAACAGAUGGGUGCCUGAGUUGCCUACCUGCUCCAGGGUGUGUCAGCCACCUCCAGAAAUCCUGCAUGGUAAAUAUUCCUCAAGUGACAAGAAUGACUUUUUCCCCGGGGAGGACGUCUUCUACAGCUGUGAGCCUGGCUACGAUCUCAGAGGAGCUGCUUCUCUGCGCUGUAUGCCCCAGGGAGACUGGAGCCCUGCACCCCCAAGAUGUGAAGUGAAAGCGUGUGAUGACAUCCUGGACCAACUCCCUAAUGGCCAUGUACUCUCUCCCCAUAGUCCACAGCUUGGGGCAAAAGUGUUCUUCAUUUGCAAUGAGGGGUUCCGACUAAAAGGCAGUUCUGUUAAUCACUGUGUCUUGGUUGGAAAGAAAAGUCUUUGGAAUGGCAGUGUUCCUGUCUGUGAACAAAUCUUUUGUCCAAAUCCUCCGGCUAUCCUUAAUGGAAAUCACACAGGAAAUCUUCUGGGAAACAUUCCCUAUGGAAAAGAAAUAUCUUACGCAUGUGUUCCCGACCCAGACAGAGGGAUGACCUACAGCCUCAUUGGAGGGAGCACCAUCCGCUGCAUAAGUGACAACCAAGGGAAUGGGAUUUGGAGUGGCCCCGCCCCUCGCUGUGAACUUUCUGGUCCUGCUGUGUGCCCACCUCCACCCAAGAUCUAUAACGGGCAUCAUAUUGGAGGACAUGCAUCUUCAUAUCUCCCUGGGAUGACAGUCAACUACAGUUGUGACCCAGGCUACCUGUUGCUGGGAAAGCCCUUCAUUUUCUGUACAUACCAGGGAACCUGGAGCCAACUUGGUCAUUUUUGCAAAGAGGUAAAAUGUAGCCUCCCAUACUUUAUGAAUGGAAUCCGGAAGGAGCUGAAUUACAAAAAAAUUUAUCACUAUGGAGAUAAUGUUACUUUGGAAUGUGAAUAUGGGUAUACUCUGGAAGGCAGUCCCCAGAGCCAGUGCCAGGAUGAUGAAAGAUGGGAUCCUCCUCUGGCCAUGUGUACCUCAAGCACACGUGACGUUCUCGUAGUUGGUAUUUUCUUUGGUACGUUCUUCUUUGUUUUAUCCAUGGUUGUUCCCUGCUGGAUAUUUCUCAUGCGCAAAAAAUGCAAUAAUACAAAGGAAAAGUCUAAAGAAGCGAUUUUCCAGUUAAGUCCUCACGAAGGCAGCCAUGUUCAUCCUCAACCUCUGCAACCAAAUCAGGAAAAUAGCAGGUCCACUGAUUCAGCUCAGAACUCAUUCACCCAAGAAGUCGUCUUGAACGUCUCCAGCCCAAAGUGACAUCUCUGGAACUCACUGCAUUUCCUGACUAUGCCAUUUUUAAAAUAAACUAUUUUCUUGUAAAAGGAAUAUGUGCUCACUGAAAACAGAAACUAUAAAUACAAAAAAUAGAAAAAUGGCCUAUAAUAACUUCUGCAGGGUGGUUAAUAGUAAGUUUCUUUGACUAUUAUUUUACAUUUGCAGGAUUGUACCUUGAGAUUAUAUUAACUGUACAAUAUUGUAUCUUGCUUUUUUCACAAAUGACAGCCAUUUUCAGCCAUUAAAAAACUCUGUAUAAUAAACACA